AUGUCGAAGAGUGAUUCUGAAGCUGCGCCCAGGUCAUCUAGGCAGUCAGACCCUCAGGCCCCAUAUCAUAUCCUGUCUACGAAGCAAAAGUGGAAUCUUGUCAUUUUUGUCUCCUUGGCGGCUUCCUUCUCGCCGCUGUCUUCGAACAUCUAUUUUCCUGCCAUUGACACUAUAUCCAAGGACCUUGGAGUAAAUGCAUCCAUUAUCGCUCUUACAAUCACGGUAUAUAUGGUUGUUCAGGGUAUUGCUCCGUCACUCUUAGGGGCUUUCUCGGAGACCUAUGGCCGUCGCCUCACUUUCGCAAUAACUCUUACUAUCUACACUGCAGCCAACCUCGCCUUGGCAUUUACCUCCAAUUAUCCGAUGCUGAUGGUGCUGCGUGGCUUGCAGGCGGGAGGAUCUGCUGCGACUAUCAGCAUUAGCGCUGGGGUCAUCGCUGAUAUUGCAUGCCCACAAGAGCGCGGCCGCUUCAUAGGGACAAAUGCUGGUAUUCGCAUGACAGGCCAAGCAAUUGGUCCAAUUAUUGGUGGUGCAUUAAAUAGUCAAUGGGGCUUUCGGAGCAUCUUUUGGUUUCUUUUCAUCACUAGCAUUAUUGUCCUUGGUGCGCUCCUGAUAUUCCUUCCGGAAACACAGCGUAGCAUAGCAGGCAACGGCACUAUCGUCGUCUCUGGUUUCCAAAAGCCGUUUAUCUAUUAUAUCAGACCUCCAUCAGCCUGGUCGAAAAGCGUUGAAACGAACAGCCCGGGGCCUCGGUCACCAGUUACAUUCAAGAACGCAUUUAGCCCUUUGGCCUACGUCCUCGAAAAAGACAUCGCUGCACUCUUGGUCUGGGGUGCUGUGGCCUACACUGCGUGGAGUAUGGUGACCUCUUCUACCACAACAAUGUUACUCCUUGGCUUUCCUCUCCUGACACAGUGGCAACUGGGACUAUGUUUCCUUCCAAAUGGACUCGGCUGCAUUAUCAGCUCGCUCAGCACAGGCUGGAUACUGGACCAGAGUUUCAAUCGCGCCCUAGAGCGAUACAAGGAAGAGCACGGCAUCCCAGCAGACGAAACUGUUGAUCAUAGUCGCAACUUUCCAUACGUUCAGGCUCGUCUACGCCUGAUGCCUAUCUUUAGCAUCGUACUCAUGAUCUCUCUAGCACUUUACGGGCCAAGUUUUGAAUUCAAUGACUUGCGAAAGCAUUUUGGACCCAACCUGGCUGCGCCGCUCAUCCUUCAAUUCUUGAUCGCCUUUUCAGCAACGGCCAUCUUCAACAUCAACUCAACUGUGUUAAUUGAUUGCUUUCCGGAGCGACCUGCGAGCGCGACGGCACUCAAUAAUUUGUGCCGAUGUCUGCUCGGGGCAGCGGGCGUAAGUGUUAUCCAGCCACUGAUUGGUGCCGUGAAGGCGAUGAAAGCCUUCUUCAUUUUGAGCGGUGUGGUUUUUCUGUUUACCCCAUUAAUUUGGGUCGAAUGGAAAUGGGGGGAGAGGUGGAGACAAGAGAGAGAAGAUCGACGUGCUCAGUGA
Penicillium subrubescens is the source of this 1509-nucleotide messenger RNA. RefSeq lists its product as uncharacterized. The transcript is spliced from 2 exons. Lineage: Eukaryota; Fungi; Ascomycota; Eurotiomycetes; Eurotiales; Aspergillaceae. Gene Ontology annotation, biological process: transmembrane transport. Bases 1 to 1509 code for a protein of 502 amino acids. Gene Ontology annotation, molecular function: transmembrane transporter activity. The record is from RefSeq and is a predicted model, not a curated record.